Lagenorhynchus albirostris (white-beaked dolphin) is the source of this 2356-nucleotide messenger RNA. It is a transcript of the gene HOMER2, whose product is annotated as homer scaffold protein 2. NCBI's taxonomy places the organism in Eukaryota, Metazoa, Chordata, Mammalia, Artiodactyla, Delphinidae. Gene Ontology annotation, molecular function: G protein-coupled glutamate receptor binding. The record is from RefSeq and is a predicted model, not a curated record. The coding region runs from base 179 to 1210 and encodes 343 amino acids. Gene Ontology annotation, biological process: regulation of store-operated calcium entry; G protein-coupled glutamate receptor signaling pathway. The transcript has 10 exons. Gene Ontology annotation, cellular component: dendrite; plasma membrane; postsynaptic density.
GCGGCGGCGGCGGCGGCGGCAGCGGCGGCAGGCGCGCAGCCCCGCGGAAUGGAGCGGCGCCGGGGCUGAGCCGGGCGCGCACGGGCUGCCGCAUGUGCCGCGCGGGGAGCGGCUGCAGAGCGGGCGGAGAGCGAACACGAGAGGCCCCGUCGGAGCGGCAGCCGGAGCAGCGCCGGAGAUGGGAGAACAGCCCAUCUUCACCACCCGAGCCCACGUUUUCCAGAUCGACCCCAACACCAAGAAAAACUGGGUGCCUGCGAGCAAGCAGGCCGUCACAGUCUCCUAUUUCUACGAUGUCACAAGGAACAGCUAUCGGAUCAUCAGUGUGGAUGGAGCCAAGGUGAUCAUAAACAGCACAAUCACACCCAACAUGACUUUCACCAAAACAUCGCAGAAAUUUGGGCAGUGGGCCGACAGCAGAGCCAACACGGUGUUUGGUUUGGGGUUUUCCUCGGAGCAGCAGCUGACAAAGUUUGCAGAGAAAUUCCAGGAGGUGAAAGAAGCUGCCAGACUAGCCAGAGACAAAUCUCAGGAGAAAAUCGAGACCUCGAGCAAUCAUUCCCAAGCAUCCAGCAUCAACGGAACGGACGAUGAAAAGGCAUCUUCAGCGGGUCCUGCCAACACACACCUCAAGUCUGAGAACAACAAGCUGAAGAUCGCUCUGACACAGAGCGCUGCCAACGUGAAGAAAUGGGAGAUCGAGCUGCAGACCCUGCGGGAGAGCAACGCCCGGCUGACCACGGCACUACAGGACUCGUCGGCCAGCGUGGAGCAGUGGAAGAGGCAGUUCUCCCUCUGCCACGACGAGAAUGACCGGCUCCGGAACAAGAUUGGCGAGCUGGAAGAGCAGUGCAGCGAGAUAAACAGAGAGAAGGAGAAGAAUACCCAGUUGAAGAGAAGAAUUGAGGAGCUGGAGUUGGAACUCCGAGAAAAGGAGACGGAGUUGACAGACCUCCGAAAACAAAGUGAAAUCAUACCUCAGCUCAUGUCAGAGUGUGAAUACGUCUCUGAGAAGUUAGAGGCGGCAGAGAGAGACAAUCAGAACCUGGAAGACAAAGUGCGCUCCCUGAAGACGGACAUGGAGGAGAGCAAGUACCGCCAGCGCCACCUGAAGGUGGAGCUGAAGAGCUUCUUGGAGGUGCUGGACGGGAAGAUCGAUGACCUGCACAACUUCCGCCGGGGCCUCUCCAAGCUGGGCGCCGACAACUAGGGCUGCGCAGCCUUGUGAAGAGUGCCCCCACCCCCAGGCCACACAGACCCCGGGCGCACCUGCCAGGAGCCCAGAGAAACCACGGUGGAGUCCAGACUGUGGGACAUUUUGGCGGAUGACUGACAGGUCCAAUGAUAUGCAGCUGUGGGGAAUGUGUCACUGUUCUUACCCUAUGGACCACUUUUAAUAUAAAAUCCUGACUUUAAAUAAAUUGUUGUAGCAAUGUCUUAUGGUGUGACAGACAGUUAGGCACUUCUUGCAUCAAAGGUAAGAAUUUAACGAUUAGCAUGAGGUGGAUAAAUGGACUCUCCCAAGAAUACUGUUUUUUUGUUUCUUUUCCCUUUUCAAAUGCCUUUUUGGUACAUAAAUAAUAUAUACUUUUCUAAGAAGAAAUGAAAAAAAUCACCUGUUAUUACACCAUCUGAUUAUAACCACUGUUAACAUUUUGGUAUAUAUCUUUUCAGACUUCUUUUCUAUGCAUCUAUAGCUGUUUUAUUACUGUUUUCAUGAGAUACAAUCAUAUUAUACAUAUACUGUUUUAUAACUUGCUUUUUUCCCUUUUAACACUAUAUUGUAAAUAUAUUUCUAUGUCAGUAAAUAUGUAACAGCAUCAUUUUUAACAUCUAUGUAGGUUGUACCUUGGGUACUUGUUUCCAGUUUUAUACUGUUGUACUCAAGGAUAUGACGGAAAUCCUUUCUUCUAACACCUUCAUGUACGUUUCAGAAUAUUUACUUAGGAUAACUUGCUAAAAUUGGACUUGCUGGCUCAAAAGUGUAAUGGGUGCUACAAGCACUGCUCCGUCUCCUCCUCUCCCUCCUGGGCACACAGGAGAUGCCACUUACCAGCUCCUAUAGUCACUCAGGGCCCUGGUGCUAAUGCUGGCCAAUAAAGUGUGAGCAGAAGUGACAUGUGCAACGUCCAGGCUGAGACUGUGAGAUGCCCCCAUGCAGGUCUCCAGUCUUUCUGUUGCCUUGCCCCAGAGGUGGUGAUGUCCCAGUGCUGGAGCCUAUGUCAGCUGGAGCCUUUGUCAGCCUGGGUCCCUGAGUGACUGUGUGGAGAGCUCCCCUUCUCCCGUCAUGACACCCCCCUCCCCACUUGUGUGGAUUUGUACUGUGAAGAAAGAAUAAACUUUAAGUGUUACACUA